CGUGAGCUUCUCAACCCAUACGUCCAACUAUGCUUUUUUGCUGCACCGCUUUCUUCGAGCAAACUCUCAAACUCAGACCAAAUGGCUGAAGUCCCGGCGAUUGACCUCAGCUAUGGUCAUUUCGGUACACCAUUCUACGAUCAAGAGAAGAAGCAAUGGCUUUUUCCGAGACUGCCUAAAAAACACCAAAUACUAAAGUCUUUAACCUCAUCAACCAUAUUUAGCUCAACAGACACUCACGAUGCCGAGUCUGAAAUCCUGGAAACUAUCAAGGAAAAACCAUUGUACCACAGCAUCAAAACAUUGGCCCUGCAUAAUCCAGAUCUAGUCCCUGCUCUCGAGCCCCUCCCCGAACUCUCGAAAGUCUCAGCAUCUAUAGUCUCUGUUAUAUCCAACUAUGACCCCGCUGUUGGAGACAUCCUCGCUUUCGGCCACAUCACGGACAUCGACGUACAAGACACAGGGAAAUUUCGGAUUGCAGCCAUGCCUUGCGGGGAAACAGGACAUAUGCUCCGUAUAGUACGGGUCCGUGAAGACCGGCAAGGAUGGGGGGAGGAUCAAGGCGUGUGGUUGAAUGUGUCUAGUCUUCACAAGGAGGACGGCUGGAGCGGCUGGUGGCCGGGAGAGGGCGCCUCUAUCCGACAAAUCUGUUUUGGAGACUCAAGCCAAAGUGGCUCAUUCAUGGCAGCACGUAUGCCAGCAAAGACUGUCCUUUUUCGCCCUUUUCUCCGCUGGUCGCCGAUAGAGACGAGACUUUCAGAGACCCAUCGUUUGCCUCCCUCGAGGCUUGAUCCACAUCCAAUCUUAGAUAUCCCGUUCGCACGUACUGGUGGCUCUCCUCAUGCCGAUGUGUCUUUUAAUCCAUGGUAUCGUCGACAACUCGCCUUUGUUGAUGAAAAGGGAAACUGGAGUGUGUGGGAGUUAGUAGGUCAGGAUCGCAGAAGGGUAGAUUACGAUAUAUCAUGCUCUUACACGGGUACGAUUAUACCUCCAACCCCGGAAGAUCCCAUCUCAGACGUGCCUGGAGCUACUCAGGCAUCGGAGGACGGGUGGGCAAGGAUACUAUGGAUAGGCAAUGUCAAUACCAUUGUUGUCUGUAACAGGAGGCAGAUGGGUGUAUUCGAUAUCAGUGGCGAAACCAAAGAAGCGAAGCGUUUGAGUUGCCCGGACUUUGGGCUCGCACGCACCUCGUCUUGGAUUCUAGAUGUCCAAAGGAGCCAACAAAAUCAGAAGAGAUUCUUCGUUCUAACGUCGACGAUGUUAUAUCUCGUGGAGGUCAGGUCGGCAGCUGAGGACACUGACUAUGGUCUACAAGAGUCUGAAGCCGCCGUAAUUCUAUCUUGGAGACAUUUUCGGGGGGCCGAGGAUUUAACUUUACAGAUCCGCUUGUCCAAUAGCGAGCUAGAAGAAACGAGAAUCUUCAUCUUUUCGCGAUUAAACAGUCUUAUCUCAGUUCUACAAUGCUCCGAAUCGGCAGACGCAUCUUCUUCGCUACCCAGUUCAUCGUUGGCACCAACCCAAUUGAGACUCCCUAGCUUUUUGGUCCGGGAUUUAGAAUCAGGGAAACGCAUUUCUUCGCUAGAUGUAGAGUACUGUCUAUUUGGUCAGAGUGAAAAGCAGGGUGACGGCCCCGGACGCACCUACAUCAGAAACGACGAUGUCUUCUUCUACAGCAUCACUGUCAUUUUGAACGAUCUUAGUGUUCACCAGAUCCUCAUCCAUUCACAAAGGGCAGAAGACCAGGGUGAAACAGGCAUUGUCGUCAAGCAUCCUUCCUGGCGUAAAAAGGGCCACAGUCUUGCUCAACUCAAGAAGAGUGUUAACUACGUCACUGAAAACGAGAAGGACGAUUUCAUUGUGCCCGAUGGAAUACUCUAUAAUCCUGAUAUCAGUGGAAGUAAAAUCAGUGGCUCAAUCACCGAUCGUUCGAGGACAAGGGCAGCUCUCUCACGAUCGCUGAAAUGGACCGAUAAUGAUCCUUGGUCCGUUAGUAACGAGUUUAUGUAUAAUGAAUUGCGAGAACUUGGCAUGUAUCCAGACCGUGAGGGCAUUCCAGGAGUCGACAUCGUAAGCCUCCUGGAGCGGAUUAGAAAUCAACUAGAUGAAGACGAUACUGUUCGAGCUGAACCAUUUGGCACGUUGUUCGAUCUUAUUCAAUCCCCAAUUCAAGUCGCCGACAUUGACGCAAUCUCAUCUAAGUUUGACGAGUUGUUCCAAGCAACGCUUCGCAAAAACGAACCCGAUCAACCGCAGUUAGAGAUACGCACUGCACCCUGGCUAUUGAAGAACAUGGCACCUGAUUCGAAUGCUGGUCUUUCCAUAGCGUCAGUCUAUGAUGAACUACUUCGUACCUACAUCGCACCCCUACCCCGAAACAUCCCCAUUCGGAUUCGACAAGUGAAGGAGAGGGUUGCUCGUCUCAUAUCUACAGAGGUGUUGCUUGCAAGUUCUAGGCUCCGUAUCGUGGACUCGCCGCCAUCGAAACCGGAAGACUCACAGCCUAAAUCACAAGAAACGGCCGGAUUUGCGUUACCUGUGAGGCCUUCAGGUAAAGGGAAGGAGAAAGAGUCUGAACCACCAAGCUGGAAUACGCGUCCUAGCUCUAGCAACCCGAUAUCAUCGCUUCCCACUCCAGAGACAACUCCAUCGGUCGCCUCUGGUUCUACUUUCACCUCGAGCUCCCAAGGCUCUGGCGACAAUCCAAUCACACGUCUCAGGCAACAUGUACAAAUCACCAAACCACAAAGGCUUACGCAAUCUGAGCAUAGUGCCGGCAGCCAGGUCCUGUUGCACUGGAGAAACCAUUUUGGCCAAGACCCCGCCAACUACGACUGGGAAGCUACCACCAAAGCAAUCAGAGAGACUAUGUCAAUCAACGAGGACGAAGGCAUGUCUGAACCACAACGUGCUAGGAUACGACGAAAGGCAGAACGUCAUCUCAAGAGGCAGCGUCGAGAAACGGCAGUAGCGGAUGCCGCAUCCUCUAUGCCUCCUUUCUCAACUUCGGAGUCACAACCUUUUGCGACGUCUGAGUCGGUGCCGCUGCGAAGUUCGCCUGGUCCGUUCAGGCAGGAUCAUAGCCAAUCUACACAGGCGAACUCGCAACCUGCAUUAGCAAGUCAGGUCGAGCGAGGUGUCUUUGGUGGCAGGCCUGAGGCUAAGAAAGCCAAGAAGAAGAACAAAGGCGGGAAACUUCCUGGGUUUAGAUGAUGUCGGAAUUCAUUAUAAUAUCCACGCGAGGGAUGGGUAUGGGGAGCGAUGAGAGAAUGAGAAGAAGCAGGGGAGGAAGAAGUGCAAUAAUUGACUUUAGCGCAGUCUAAUUAAUAAGAGCUACAUGGAAUACUAUGUCUUGCG
Messenger RNA from Mytilinidion resinicola, 3354 nucleotides. RefSeq lists its product as uncharacterized. Bases 82 to 3210 code for a protein of 1042 amino acids. The transcript has 3 exons. Gene Ontology annotation, molecular function: RNA polymerase I general transcription initiation factor binding; RNA polymerase I transcription regulatory region sequence-specific DNA binding. Gene Ontology annotation, biological process: nucleolar large rRNA transcription by RNA polymerase I. Gene Ontology annotation, cellular component: RNA polymerase I core factor complex. The record is from RefSeq and is a predicted model, not a curated record. NCBI's taxonomy places the organism in Eukaryota, Fungi, Ascomycota, Dothideomycetes, Mytilinidiales, Mytilinidiaceae.